AUGAACGGUCCCGUGACUGCCACCGCAGGUCACAACUUCGUCGCUCCUCAUCCGCCUUCUCAGGGCGUGUCGCCCAUCCCUUCCGCGCAUCCCGUCGAUCACCUUGCAGCAAACAACUCGAGCGCGCCACGUGCACCCGUCAACGCGUGGGGCUGGCCCUCCGGCUUCAACCAACCUUCUCCCGCAUCGAGCGCAGCUGGUCCAAGUCGUCCAUCUUCGCUCGCUUCUCCCGCUCUCUCCUCGGCCACCAUGUUCACCCCACAGACGCAGCAGAUCAAUCAUCAGCACCAGCACCCGCAAUUCCAGCAACCACAACUGCAGCUCCAGCACUCGCAACACCCGCAGCACCCGCACCUCCAGCAGCAGCAUCAGCAACAGCCUCAGCACCUGCAGCAGCACUUUGGCGCACAGGCUCAGCAGCAUCCUCACUUGCAGCAACAGCAGCAGCAACAGCAACAGCAGCAGCAGCAGCAGCAGCAGCAAGGACAGCAGCAAGCUCCGCAAGCCAAUAACGUCAAAGCUACCGUCUAUCCUCCCCAGCCCUACGGCAAUCCAGCCGCUUUCACAGCUGCCAACCACACUUCCUCACCCAGCAGCGGAGGCAAGCCAAAUACCCCCAAUAACACUCAAUCAGUCAUGAUGAGCAAGAAGCGCACCGCUAGCAAGAGCCCCGACUUCGAGAGCAAGGACAAACGCUCGCGACCCGAAGAUGGCGUCUCGGGGGACAACAAAGCUUCUGAGGUCAAUACUGGCCAGUCUGGCUCCGAUGGUCGCGUCUGGGGUGAAGAGGCCACCAAGCUCGACGUGUACGUCUGGGAUUAUCUCACCCGCAGAGGCUUCAACUCCGCUGCCAAGUCUCUCAUGAGCGAAGCCGGCAUGACAGAGCCGCCAGAGGUACCACUGCGAACACCUCAAGGCCUGCUCUUCGAGUAUUGGGCCAUCUUCUGGGAUGUCUUUGCCGCCCGUUCCGGUCGCGGAGGAACCGAAGCCGCCGCCUACUACGAAUACCAAGAGUCUCGCAACAUGCAGCGGCUCGCGGAAGCCACCCGCAAGACCGAAGCUCUCGAGGCACAGUACCAGCAACCAGAGAAUGGUUCGCGGUUCCCCAACAUCGUUGUUUCUGGAAUGAACGUCGAUCCUAGCGCUGCAGGGACCGUAGCAGGUGCGGUCGGUCCCAAUGGUCGAGCCGCAGCUCCCGUCGCUUGGAAUCCGGCGGCUCUUCCGCCGGCACAGCAGCAGCAGCUGCUCAUCACUGCCGCUCAACGCCAGAACAUCCCAUUGCACGAGAUCAAGAACCUCACUCCCGCCUCGCGAAUGACGCUCAUCAACACGAUGAACCCAAACAACCCGGCCAACGCUCAAGCGGUACGUCCCGGAAUGACCAACCAGCUCAUGGAGCAACAGCUCCAGGCUCGUCUGCAGCAGCAACAGGCGCUUCACCGCAUGAUGCAACAGCAGAGGCAAGGUGUGCCAGGCGCGCCACCACUAGGCAACGCCAUGCAAGUGCGACCUCCGAUGGGUCCUCAGCAGAUGGCCGGUGCCGCCGGGUCGCCCGCCCCUCCCACUCCCGGCGGAGCCGGCAUGGAUGGACGCCGCUCCGUGGGACCGGGCGCCGAGGGAAACCGCCCAGAUCACAUGGGUGGGCCACCCGGCGUCUUGGCCACCGGCAACCCUCAAUUGCAGGGUCAGCCACAACAACCUCCGACUCCGGGUGGAUCGCAGCCGGGUCCACAGAUGCAACAGCCCGGAGGCCCGCCGCAGCCCGGGCAAGGGCCUCAGCAGCAGCAUCCGCAGCUCAACCCGCAACAGCAACAAAUGGUCAUGAACCAGUUUCAGAGUGUCCAAGCCGCCAUGCGCGAAGAAUGGAUGAAGGCUCAGAACGCGCCCAACCAGACUACCGCCGCCGACUUCUACGCCAACGUUCAAGCUUACCAGGCCAAGGCACAGGGCCUUCAGAACCUUCUGCGGGCCCAAGCCAACUACCAAGGCGGUGCUGGAGGUGCGACCCCAGGCAACGGCGUGCAGCCGGGCAAUCCAGCUCCACCAGGGCCAUCACCGCAGGCGCGACCUCCUGGUGUGGGUGGGCCCGGCAUGCCAGGCCCUGGCGCAGCGGUCAGCCCUGCUAGCAUGGCUAAUAUGACGCCGCAGCAGCGCGCAGCUCAGAUCGCCAAUGCACAGGCAGCCGCGGGACGCAUCACACCGCUGAUGGCGACCCACGAUCCAGGUCUGAUGGCCAGCAUGAUGGGUCCCAACGGCAACGUGGCGCGUCCCAAUCCGCAACAUCCUCAAGGUGGCCAGGGACAACAGCCGCAGCAGCCGCAGCAACCUGGUCAACCGGGUCCGCCCAACGGAUUCCAGCAGCCGCAACAGCCACAGCAGCAGGGUCCUACGCGACCUCCAUCUGCUCAAGGUGGAGCCGAAGAUCCGCACACAAGCCACUUUUCCUCGGUGCAGAUGGGCUCGCCUGCCAACAUGCAGCGUCCAGGAAUGCAGCGAGCCGCCUCGCAGUUGGGCAACAACUCCGGCGGCAUGGGCCCUCCUGGCACUGCUUCCAUCUCAUCCCCGUCACCGCGCAUCGGUGCGUCCAAUCUGCAGCAGCAAGCUGGCAAUGGCAACGCCAAUGCGGCUCAGGGCCAAGCAGAAUCGCCCGCCGCUUCGAACGUGCCCAACACCCCGAAGCUGGGCUCGGCAGAAAAGGGCAAGAAGGGCAACGCUCGUCAGCGCAAGAACUCGAAAGCAGCAGCCAAGACGCCCGUCAUGACCGCUGCAUCGGUGCCUGGCGCCAACGCCAACGCCUCUGGGCCUGCAGGAGGGGCUGCUGGCAGCAACGGCGCUGCUGGACCGACCACGCCCGCUGCGGCGAACGCCGCGACGCCCGCGAGCGCCAAUGUUGCCACGCCAGGGCGAGAUGGUGUCGGUAAGCCAGACGGUGCCAAUGCAGGUGCGUCCCAGCCUGCCGAUGCAGCUAUGCCACCACCUACAGGCCCAUCUGCCGCCGAGGUCAACUCGUUUGGCAUGAGCAACGGUACCGACAACGGAAGCACGGCGAACGCCGGCCUGAAUGGCAUGGACGGCAGCGCCGGCGCCGGCGCCAGUGGCACGGGCGGAGCGGAAGACUUUAGCUUGUUCGGGUUCGGCGGCUCGAUGAACGACAUUUUCGACUUUGAGCUCUCCACCGACGGCGCAGGUGGCGGCGGUCUUGGUGGCGACGGAUGGGACAGCAACUUUGGCAACCUGUUUGGCUCCGGGACCGGCGGGCAGGAUGGAUCGUGA
Molecule: messenger RNA, 3273 nt
Organism: Kalmanozyma brasiliensis GHG001
Lineage: Eukaryota; Fungi; Basidiomycota; Ustilaginomycetes; Ustilaginales
Product: LisH dimerization motif, subgroup
Exons: 1
Coding region: 1-3273 (1090 amino acids)
Molecular function (GO): transcription corepressor activity; protein binding
Source: RefSeq, a predicted model, not a curated record